Molecule: messenger RNA, 1339 nt
Organism: Triticum aestivum (bread wheat)
Lineage: Eukaryota; Viridiplantae; Streptophyta; Magnoliopsida; Poales; Poaceae
Product: octanoyltransferase LIP2p2, chloroplastic
Exons: 6
Coding region: 387-1295 (302 amino acids)
Biological process (GO): protein lipoylation
Molecular function (GO): lipoyl(octanoyl) transferase activity
Source: RefSeq, a predicted model, not a curated record
CCCGUCUCCCCUGCGACCGCCCCCAGCGCUCCUCCCCCGGUCUCCCCCGCGACACCACAGCCGCCACCACCGCCGCCUCUCGCGCCACCGUCUCCCCCGCCUCCCAAAGCUGUCGACCACCGCCGGCCGCCGCCCCCCGCCCCUGCUUCCCCUCCGUCCACCGCGACCUCCUCACCGCCCAGCACCUCGUCUGCCUCUCGAAUCGACCGAACUCGCUGAAAAGCUGAAAAGAACUGGAGGACUGAUUAUGCACACAGCCGAUUCUCUGGGCAAUUUCUCAGAAUCAGAUUCUUUGGGCAGGCCUUCCUCCUCGCCGCCUCCACUGUGCCUCAGUGCAGAAGUCCAUCAGCCGCGGGUUUGGUUCCACCCCAGCCAGACUCAAGAGCAUGGUUUCUUCUGCCAUGACAGUCACUGCCCCUCUCUGCCACAGCGUCAUGCCUUUCCCGGCCACUGCUAGGGACUCCUCGGCACGCUCCCGAGUGGGAAGGCCGGGCCUUGCCGCUGGCUGCUGCUCCGGUCCUAUCGCCGCCGCAGUGACCAACGCGGCCCUGGUGGCCGAUGCUGCCCGCGUCGGUACGAGGAGGUGUGAACUCUUUGAUCUCCAUCGGCAGAUAGUUCCUCUUGUUGAUUCAUGGGGUUGGCAGAAGUCCAUUGUUGAGAGGAGAAAACCGUUGGUAGGCAUAGACACGGACACAGAUGAAGAUCACUCGGACACCUUAAUCACGCUGCAGCAUCCACCAGUUUAUACACUGGGCAACGGCAAUAGCGAGAAGUACCUCAAUUUCAAUAUAGAAGAUUCUCCUAUUGAGAUUCAUCGUAUUGAUCGUGGUGGGGAGGUGACAUAUCAUGGUCCUGGACAGCUCGUUCUGUACCCGAUUCUCAAUUUGCGGUAUCAAAAGAAGGAUCUUAACUGGUACCAAAGAUCACUUGAAACUGUGAUCAUUCGUGCCCUUCAGUCCGCAUUCUCUAUUAAGGCAUCAACAAUAGAAGGCCUCACUGGCGUUUGGGUUGGGGAUCAGAAAGUUGCAGCUAUUGGAAUUAUGUGUGCAAGAUGGAUAGUAUAUCAUGGUCUAGCGCUAAAUGUCACAACUGACCUAACCCCUUUUGAACACAUUGUUCCCUGCGGCAUAAAGGGUCGUGGCGUUGGGAGCAUUAAGCAGAUAUUGCAAAAGGCUUCCAACGGUAGAGAACAUAACGAUUCAGAACUGAUGGAUAUAGCUUAUGAAUCAUUGACCAAAGAGUUUGCCGAGUUUUUCCAACUCUCUCUGGAACGCAGCCCUGAUUUGUAUCUUUAGCUAGAUAACAUUAUCAAUCAACUGCAGAAUGUUUUAUUGGAUUA